GAAGACAAAAACUCUAAAUCAUGUAAAGAGAAAUCUCCUGCAGCAAAUGAAAAUGAAAAAGACAAAUUAUCUGAGAACGAGAACUCUAUUAUAUCAUCCGAAGAAAAAUCAUCAGCAAAUGAAGAAAACUCUAAAAUAGCUGAUGACAAAUUAUCUGAGAACGAAAACUCUAUUAUAUCAUCCGAAGAAAAAUCAUCAGCAAAUGAAGAAAACUCUAAAAUAUCAGAAGACAAAUUAUCUGAGAACGAGAACUCUAUUAUAUCAUCCGAAGAAAAAUCUCCAGCAAAUGAAGAAAACUCUAAAAUAGCAGAAGACAAAUCACCCGAGGACGAAAAAUCAUCUUCUGUCACAAACUUCAAAACACCAAACAAAAAAGUAUCUUCUGAAACUAUAGCACGUGAGUCCGCAACCAUCAAAGGAACAGAUGAUAAUAAAACUUUCACUUCUUCAACUCGAUUCCCGACUUUUAUCGAAUUGAUACCUCCUGUUACAAGUCAAGGUACAGUAGAGACUACGGAAUGUAAGGUUAUGAUUCAAAAGAACAAUGCAUGUUCUUCAACAAUGUUUGAAAAUUUGACUGUAGAAGAAAGAGUUAAAUAUCUUGUUGCUAAGUUACGAGUAAACAAAACCAACCUCUCUGCAACUGUAAGGAAGAAAAUGUGCGCUUCUGACGAAAGGUUUGAGAGCAAAGUUAUUGGUUAUAUUGCAGCGGCUAGCAUCUUUCUUUUGCCAGGGGCAUGUGUGAUUAUUGAUAUAAUGAACCUUUACAAACAUCUUACGACAAUAAAGCAGGUUUCUCCGAAUGUCACAGCAAGCAAAAUGACAUUAGAGUCAGCUGUUUAAUAGAAACCCUAUACAGGUUUAUGGUAAAUUCAUCUUAGGAAGACUUGUUAAUAUUGAUAGACAAAGUUAUAAAAUAUUAUAUAAUUACAUAUCAUAUUAAUGAAAGAUUUAAAUCCUUCGCCUAGCGGCCUCGGGUUUGAAUAAUAUAAGGUUAAGACGUGUAAAUAGUAACGCCACUGAAUAUGAAAAGCGACAUUUUCUUUUAUCAUUUGAUUUUUAACUAUCACACUAACUACAUCGACACCGUGGCUUCAUCAGAAUCAUGUAUUGGUAUUGUGUUGCAUUAAUUUUCAAUCGUUAAGUUUAAUAAUAACAGAUUAUUUAACAUUAGGCUGUACAAUAUCGGAAUAUAUCUGUAUGAGUACGCAUAAAGCUGGAAAAAACUAUAUUGGACGGACUGACAUGCAAGUCUAACACGUGUUCACAAAAUAACGUAUUGUACAGAAGUUAUUAUAUUUUUUAAAAUUAUAUUGUCACAAAAUAUGGCAAAAUAAUGUGUUCUCGAAGUUAAGUUUUCAGAAGACACUUGACAUUCUCUUCUCAGACGUCAUUCAGAUAUGUAUAUAUGUUGUUUUAUGAAACAGAUCAACUUCAACUUUGGUUGAAAAUAACUGAAUAGAAUAGAUGUGAAUGGCUAUCUAUGAAAUUAAUACAAUAAUUCUGUUAUGAUAUUUAUGUGCCACAGAGCGUCGUAUUUUUGAGUUGUGGCGACAUAUAGGGACCACUUCUCUGUAGCCUGUUGUCUGUCCGGCCAUCACAAAACGUGUCCAGACUACUCCUAAAUACUACUUAUGCAAUUGCAGCAACAUGACGGGAUUGAUUAGUACCAAGUCUAGUUGUGCAUACCGGUUUAGUGAUUUUUGUCAGAGUUAUCGCCCUUUAAUUAUUUUUUUUAAAGUUUUUUUCCGGACUACUCGUAUACCACUUAUUCAAGUUCACACUUUACAUGGUUGAUUGUAGCUUAAAAACUUGCGCAUAUUACACAUGUUUUCCGCUGCAAUGACUUUUGGUCGAGUUAUGACACUUAGAUAAAAAAGAUGUUUUUGUGUUGCUUAUUUGGACUACCCCUCAGAAACUACUUGUGCAAUUUCAUCAAAACUUUACAGGAAUGAUCAAUAUCAUGUCUAGUUACUUUUAGAAUUUGUCCGGACUACUCAUCUUAUAUUACUAAAGCAAUUGCAAUAAAAUGUUGCAGGACUGAUCGGUAGCUCAAGUACUUGCGCAUAUAACAAGUGUUUUCCGGUUGAAGGAUUUUUGGACGAGUUAAGGCCCUUGCAUAAAAAUCGUGUUUUGCCCUGGUUAUGUGCUGCAACAUGCAUAUGUCAAAUCAUGUACAAUAUAUAAAACUUUGUGAAUUUAUCCUCAGUGAACAUUUAUAAUUCACUUGUUUCAAAACAAUACUCAAUCGGUUAUGUGGGUUGAUAUUAAAAGAAACAACAGGAUUUUUAGUUCAAAAAGAGAAACAAAAUUAAUAAAAAAAAACCCUGAAAAAUAUUUAGUCGCAAAGGGGACAUGAUCUUGCUUAAGUACAUGACAUAGUUAUGAACUUUUGUACACAAAUGUCUAAGUAGCUUCACAUGCACACUAAAUAGAAAUAGAUGCUUCACGUUCAUGUAUAUACCAUAUUUCAACAGUUAUAGUGUUAAUAAAUCAGUAGUUAAAAUACAGUAGUUAAACGAUCUUACGUAAAAAGUGUUAAUGCAAUAAAUUGGGCAAACUAAGACGUAUGAAUAGUCACAAAUUUGAUAUAUGUAAUUUUACAGAUCCCUCAUCUUCCACAAAUGUCAGAUCACAUUUUAAUUUGAAUGAUUAUAUUUUAAAUGACUUUACAUUUAUGCUUAUAGAUAUCAUUGAAAAUAAUAUUGACCGUUUAUGUAAAGACAAUUUCUGGAUACAUACACUACAAACACAAUAGAAUAUUUUUUUU
This is a messenger RNA of Ruditapes philippinarum (Manila clam), 2770 nucleotides long. Its product is annotated as flagellar attachment zone protein 1-like. NCBI's taxonomy places the organism in Eukaryota, Metazoa, Mollusca, Bivalvia, Venerida, Veneridae. The annotation marks the transcript as partial. The record is from RefSeq and is a predicted model, not a curated record. The transcript has a single exon.